AUGGCUAUGAAUAAGUUUGCAGUCGCUAUAUUGAUCACUUCCUCAUGAAUUCUUUACGCCUGAGCUCAUCAACAGGCCAGCUCUUCCAACCUAAUCAAAUUUGGAGGGGUCAGCACUUUCACAGGGCAGUGAUAGCAUCUUGAGGAACCACAGAGUUUGUCUCUGUCUUCAGUCUUAUCAAACUUUGAACAUACAGAGUCAAAAGUGCAUGUCUAGAACUGUCUGGAACAUCAAAGAGUCACAUUAGUGUCCCACCUGCCUGGGUUCCUGUCCUGUGGCAAGGCUGAUGACCAAUCCGGAAGAACUUUAAACUCACUGUGACUAAGCAAUGCUUUCUGCUACAAAUCGGGCAUACUGAGUUCAAACAGCCCUGAAACUAAUAGUUCCCAUGUUGGCCAGCCUGUCAUCAGUCAGCUCAGAAUAUCCAAAAGUCCAAGGACAUUUUGUUGUGAAACAAUACAACAUCAGUUACUGCACCCAUGUUGGUGUGUCGAGUGCUAGACUAGAAGUGAGACGUGUUAGGCUGCAUGUGUGUGUGUGGUUUGUCAAUAAGUCAGAGGGAGGAGCAGCUUGGAAAUUACCCCUCCAGUUGAUGGAGGGAGCCAGGCUGGAGGUCCUUGUAACCUGACCUGUGGCCAUCCCACCAGGGAAACCGGCUGCCAAAUUUGUCCAGACCAUACACUGCAGAGGCAGGGGAAACAAUAGACCAUGGAGGGGAAUAUAAGUGGCCUGGUGAACCAGACUCUCAGCUGAAAUCCCUCCUGAACUUGACUGUUGCAUGCCGGCACUUUUUUUCACGGUGCGGAAACCUCACGAAUGUAUCCGCAGCGUGCCUGUGGAGUCUGGAGCUUAUCGUGAGUGGUGGUGGUUGUACAAACUCCAGCGUUCUUCCUUCCUGCUUGUACUGGCUGGUCAGACAUGUGGAACUGAUUGGGCAUCUCACAGGGGAGCCUGAUAGAUGUGGGAGAUAGGAACUGACCAGGUUCUCUGUGUGUGAGGGUUGCCCUGGUCCCUGGAUGUAAUAGGUGACCCAACUAGCUCUGGACUUCUACCUCAUGUACUGCCGGGCUUUCGCUUCUAGCGCGCCAACAUGAUGAACGGAAUAAUUACCAAGUGGAGGCGGCGGAGUAUUGCCGUGCCGUGCGAAACGCAGAACAACAAGAAUGAUGAUCCAGACGCGAUUCUUGAGGAGUUUCUCCCCGACGUGGCCAAAGUUAUCCGUGAGAUGGAACUGUCCCUGCUGGAAUGGGCCAAACCCAAGCUGGUGGAGCCCAUAGAUUACGAGACGUUUGUUAUCCAGAAGAAGACACAUAUCCACCAUGAUCCACAGCGGGACAUGCUCUACUUCCCUCAUGAUGACAUCUCGUCCUCUGUCCAGCCUAGGGAGUACAGAACAGUGAGGUCAUCAGUCCCUCCAAAUGCUGCCAAGGAAGCAAAAAGUCUACUUGUCAAAGAGGGUAUCAGUUUUUACACAACUAGUUGGAGCCAGUUACACUACAAAUAUGAGGACUAUGGAGGCAGUUAUCAUCAGUUACCACGAAGCGACAGGUCAGGGGACCUCCCACCACAGGUGUAUGAGUUGGAUGAGGCAGACAAAACAGAUGAGGAGAUGUCGAUUCUGUACGAGGGUGCAGAAAGCAUUACUAAACAGGGUUUUCUGUACAAGGCCCCCCUCAACAGUGAGGGUAGUAUCAUCACCAGUAUGAGAUCCUUCAAGAGGCGGUUCUUCCAUCUUAAGCAACUGCCAGACAAGUCAUAUGUCUUGGACUACUACAAGGAUGAGAAGGCCAAGGAAGCAAAGGGAACAAUCUAUCUGGACUCCUGUACAGGGGUGGUCAAGAAAGGAAACUAUAAGAACUCCAAGAGCCGUAAGUUUGGUUUCGAGGUGCGGAUGCAGGACGGGAGCUACUACUACCUGGCGGGGGAGGGGGAGGCUGAGAUGGAUGAGUGGGUGUCGGCCAUCAACAAGGUGGUGCAGAGUAACAUCGAGGCACAGAUCAGGCAGGGGGACGAAGAAAUGAAUGACACCCUGCCCUCACCCAGCAAGUCUGAGAGCCUGAGAGAAAGUCUGGAGAACAGCAUGCACCCGGAACUCAUGAAGUAUGCAAGAGAGUCUGACAACCUGAUUGCCAUCAAGAGGAAGGAGAACAGACAGAAACUGAUGGACGUGUACCCAGAGAUGCAGAUGAGAGAAUCAGGGCGGAGCUUUCAGAAGGAGGAUAACCGUGUGUAUGAGGAACAGUUCGGGAUCAGGUUCCUGGUCAGGUGUGAGGAGCUCAGGUUCAGACUGGCUGCAAACAUCGCCGAGGAAGAAAACGGGCCUGUCACCAACGUUGAGCCUUUCUUCACUACCUUGUCCCUCUACGACGCCAAAGAGAACAAGAAGAUCUCGGAAGACUUUCACUUCGAUAUCAACGACGUGAAGGUUCGGCAGAUGUUGGUCCGAGGGAAGGACGCGGAAAACAUUCCAAACGGUCACAGUAACGGGGACGCUCAGCUGCGGCACGGGAAGUUCACACCAUACUUAGGGAAGCUGAAGGAGGAGUGGUUGCAAUAUCCUCAUCAGCUUCCUUUCCUUCCAGCUACGGGUCUUUUUUCAGUCACCAGUCCCCACCCGGACAUCUACCUGGUGUUGAGAAUAGAGAAAGUUCUGCAGGGCCACAUCAACAACUGUGUGGAGCCGUAUCUGAAGGGAGGGGAGAACUGCAAGGUAUCCCAGAAGGCUGUAAGACAGGCGAAACAUUUCUGCAGCAGACUGGGACAGUACAGGAUGCCUUUUGGAUGGGCAGCAAGGCCAGUGUUCAAAAGUUCAUCAGGUGAACUUGACAGUGAGGCAGACUUCACGCCCAUCUUCAAGCAGGAGAGUCAGAAGCUGUCUGAUGAGGACAUGUUCAAACAUCUGGCAGAUAUCAAAAGACCAGAGAAAAUGUCCAAACUUCAGCCAAUUCCAGCCAGCCUCAGGGUAGUGGUAGAAGCUGUCCAGUCACAGUUGUCAGGCUGUGUGACAUCAUCCCUGGUCCCUGUCCGCCCAUUCCCAGAUUCUCCCUCACACAUCGUUAGGGAAAUCGAGGAGUUCCUGCCAGAGGAUGCCUCUGUACUACAACCAUUCACUUCCUACAAGAACAACCUGUACAUAUAUCCACUCAUACUCAAGUUUGACAACCAGAAAACAUUUGCCAAGGCCCGUAACAUAGCCUGCUGUGUAGAGUUUAGGGACUCUGAUGAUGAAGAUGCAUUGCCUUUAAAGUGUAUCUACAGCAGACCAGGGUGCCCUGUGUUCACCACAAGUGCCAAUGCUGCUGUGCUGCACCACAACACAACACCUGACUUCUAUGAAGAGGUGAAAAUCGCCUUACCCACCCAGCUGCAGGACAGACACCACCUUCUCUUCACCUUCUACCAUGUCAGCUGUGAUCAGUCUGUUAAGGGCUCAACCAAGAAGAAAGACAACGUGGAAACUGUCGUUGGGUAUGCCUGGCUACCUAUUCUAAAGGAUGGAAAAAUCAACCUCCAGGAUGAAGAAUCCCUGCCCAUCUCUGCCCACCUCCCUCCUGGCUACCUUACACACAAGCCACUGGGGAUGGGAAAGAUUGCAGGACCAGAGAUCAAGUGGGUGGAUGGAGGCAAGAAGCUGUUCACCCUGUCUACAAGACUGGCUUCUUCCAUUUACUCCAAGGACAUGCACAUGAACAACUUCUACUCCCACUGUGAGAAGGUGGACUCCAGCAGUGGUGGCAGUGACUUGGACAUGUGCAAGUUUCUCAAGUCCCUCCAUGCAGCAGAUGAGUGCACAGUUGUCCAGUUCCUGCCUGUGUUGUUGAACCAGCUCUUCAGAGUUCUGGUCAAGACCAACAGUGAGGAUGUGGCCACCAAUGCUACCAGAGUGCUAGUCCAUGUUGUGUCUAAGAUGCAUGAAAAUGGUCACCUCAAGUUGUUGCAGUCAUAUGUCAAGAAUGUGUUUGUGACAGAGCCAGUGACAGCAUCCAAACCCAAGACAGUCCACGAGGAACUGGCUAAGAACAUGAACAUCCUCUUGAGACCAUCCUCUGACUUCCUCGUCAUUCACAAGCUCAUGAAUCAUGCAUGGUUCUUCUUUGAGAUCAUUGUGAAGAGUAUGGGGCAACAUCUCAUUACCAUGAACAGAUUACAGGUGAGCAGACAUUCGCGGUUCCCUGCGUCCUAUCAGUUUGCCAUCCAGAGCCUGCUGCAGACCCUGAUGCCCCACAUCACACAGAAACACAAGGAGAACGCCCUGGAGGUCAGCAACGCCAACCGCAGCCUCGCAAACUUCAUCAAGAGGUGCUUUACUUACAUGGACAGAGGGUUUGUCUUCAAACUCAUCAACUCAUACCUGGACCAUUUCAACCCCUCAGACCCAAAGAAGUGGCAGUUAGCACCAGUGGCCCUUUUUGAGCUGAAGUUUGAGUUCCUGAAGAUCGUGUGUAGCCACGAACACUACAUUCCCCUCAACCUGCCUCUGCAGAGGAAAGGCUACAUGCACAGGUUCCAAGAUGCCAUAGGGCACACCCACAUUGUGGUCGGCUUCUUUGGUGAGGGAGGAAUCAGCCUGAUUGACAUAGAGGAUGCUGAAGGAGGUGUCAUGGCCACUUUGGAUGCAGACCAGCAGCAGGAGUUCUCACUGACAGACGACUACUGUAAGCACCAUUUCCUGGUGGGGCUGCUCCUACGAGAAGUGAGUGCUGCCCUGCACCAACCUAAGGACGUCAGACAGUUUGCCGUGUCCACUCUUCGAGACCUCCUGGCAAAACACUCUUUUGAUGACAGAUAUCAGUCUAAGGCUCACCAGGCCAGGAUAGCCAGCCUGUACCUCCCCUUCCUCAGUAUCAUACUGGAGAAUGUGCAGCGCCUCAACGUCCUGGACCCCUCGCCUCACACCCCCACCCCGUCAUCCACCACAUCCUCCACCUUCACGCGCUCCACGCACAUCUCCAACGACAAUCUGGCCAAUGAGAGCCACCACACGCCGCUGCCCACGCGGUCCACGUCCGUGGACAUGAACGGGAUGAAGGGAUCGUUGACGCGAGACACCGUCAGUUCCAAUGUCUGGGCUCAUAUAGCAGUCGGAGAAUUCAAAAGCAGAAGUAACACGCUAACAGGGACUCCCAGUGGUAAUAUCUCGUCCCCCAUGCCCCUGAAGUUGGAUACCAAACAGCGGGCAGACUCCAACUCUUCCCUCAGCACGGAGGCCAGCAACGGGUCCCUGCCCAACAUGCUGGAGAGGAGGGACAGCGAGAGGCUCAAGGGAGGGAAUACUGCUCCAGGGCACUUCAGGAGUGCCUCUGCUGCCGGGACGUUCCUCAGACAUGACAAGUUGGACGAGGGAGAGAUCAAAGACCUUCUCGUCUGUCUGCUGUUUAUCCUGAAGAACCUCAAUGAGGGGAAGUCAUUUUCUAAUCUUCCCCCAGAGAUUCUGCAUGCCUGGUGGCACCAGGCCUCUGAGUCCGACCACAUGGAGUUCUUCACUAUUCUGGAGAUUUGUCUACACCAGUUCCGGUAUCUAGGCAAGAAGUAUGUCGCUUCAAGAGAGUUUAUGGAGGGGGGGAGCAGCAGGAGCCUGAAGGUCAUGACCCUUCCCAUCCGCAGGCUGGCGCCCUCUACCAUCGGUCACAGGAGCAGUGCACACGACAUGUCCGGGUACCCAUUUAUGCAAGACCCAGAGACCGUCCACCGAGCCCUGUUGGAGGCUAAUAUGGGUACAGAGGUUGGGCUGACAGUCUUGGACCUACUGGCUCUGUACACUCAACAGUACAAGGAGCAGCUGCUGGUGAGAGAUGGGGACAACAUCAGGAUGAAGAGGGUGUUUGACCUCUACAUGUCCUUCCUGCAAGGCAGCCAAUCAGAGACCCUCCUCAGGCAUGUGUUCGCCUGUCUACGAUCCUUCAUCAACAAGUUCCCUCGUGCCCUGUUCAGUGGCAGUGCUAAGCUGUGUGGUGCCUUAUGCUACCAGAUCCUGAAAUGCUGCAACUCGAAGCUGCAGUCCACACGGAGCGAGGCGUGUGGACUCCUCUACCUGCUGAUGAGGAGUAACUACGAGCACACCAAGCGCAGAGGAUUCACUAGGGUUCAUCUGCAAGUCAUCAUCAACGUAUCCCAGUUGAUCAGUGAUGUGAUAGGCCUUAGUGGGUCCCGCUUCAAGGACUCGCUCUCAAUCAUCAACAACUAUGCCAACAGUGACCGCAGUAUGAUGUGCUCCAACUUCCCGGUGGAUGUGAAGGACCUCACCAAGCGAAUCCGCACGGUCCUGAUGGCGACAGCUCAGAUGAAGGAGCACGAGAACGACCCAGAGAUGCUGGUGGACCUGCAGUACAGCCUGGCCAAGUCCUAUGCAAGUAACCUGGAGCUGAGGAAGACAUGGCUGGAGAGUAUGGCCAGGAUACACAACAAGAACGGAGAUUUCUCGGAGGCUGCCAUGUGCUACAUACAUGUUGCAGCUUUAGUCGCAGAGUAUCUGAAAAGGAAAGACGACAAAUCCGACAACAAUACAAGAACUUACAUUAAAGGAGUUUACCCAAAGGGCUGUGCAGCUUUUAGGAUCAUCUCUCCCAAUAUUGAGGCAGAGGAAUCGGCUAUUAAAGAUGACUCUGGGAUUGAGGAUGUCCACUACACAGAGGACACACUGGUAGAGCUUUUGGAGAGGUGUGCCCAGGCCCUGGAGAAGGCAGAGAGAUAUGAGGUUCUGGGGGAGGUCUACAAACUCAUCAUCCCCAUUUAUGAGAAGAGGAGAGAGUUUCAGAGACUUGCAGAUGCAUACAGACACCUGACACAGUCGUAUGAGAAGGUUGUCACCGUCAUGCAGUCAGGCAGGAGGCUGCUGGGAACGUACUUCCGAGUGGCUUUCUACGGCCAGCAAUGGCAGGAGUUUCUGGUAGGUCCCAGCCCAAGCCUCAGCCAGAGUAUGAGGAAUAAUGGGUUCUUUGAGGAGGAAGAUGGCAGGGAGUACAUCUACAAGGAGCCGAAGGUCACGUCUCUGUCUGAGAUCAACCAGAGACUGGAGAGGCUGUACAGCGACAAGUUUGGGGUCGGCAAUGUCAAGAUGAUUAAAGAAUCUGGAAAGGUGAAGGCUAAGGACCUGGACCCAAAGUAUGCCUACAUCCAGGUCACGUACUGCGAGCCUUACUUUGAUGAGAAGGAACUGGAGGACAGAAGAACAGACUUUGAGAAGAACAACUCCAUCCGACGCUUUGUGUUUGAGACCCCCUUCACACAGAGUGGGAAAGCCCACGGUGCCUUAGACGAACAGCACAAGAGGAGAACCAUUCUCACCACCUCCCACUCGUUCCCGUACGUGAAGAAGCGAGUGCUGGUGGUGUACCACAAGACCCAGGAGCUGAAGCCUGUGGAGGUGGCUGUGGAUGAGAUGCAGCAGAAGACUGCAGAGUUGCGGGAGUUGGUAACACGAGACCCGCCCGACAUGAAGAAACUCCAGCUCAAACUGCAGGGGAGCGUCAGCGUGCAGGUGAAUGCUGGUCCUGUUGCAUAUGCCAGCACUUUCUUAGACACUGCCAACAUUAAGAAGUACCAGAAGAUACAGGUGGAGAUGCUGAAAGAAGUUUUCAGGCAAUUCAUUUGUGUGUGUGGAGAGGCCCUGAGUCUGAAUGCCCAGCUGAUUAAGACUGACCAGUUCGAGUACCACGAGGGGCUGAAGAACGACUACAAGAGCAUGGUGGCCAGACUGGAGGAUAUCAUGCAUGAACAGCUGCUGCCCAAGGACCCAGACAGUGUUUCUACUGUUAGCCGGUCAUCUCUGCACGUGUUCUCUGCCAUCAGUGGAACUCCAACCUCCACCUCCCUGGCCGGGAUCUCCAGUGGAGCCUCCACCGUGUAGAGAGAAUGCAUGGCAGAGAAAUUACAUAUCCUUAAAGCUAUCUUCAAGUUAGAGGUGCCAUGGUGUAAAAGAGCACCUAUCCCCAUACUCUGUCUUCUUCAGUCCUAUGUUAUGGGUAGGUUAAUACCAGAGCCAGUUAACACAUAUCCACAUGCUUAGAGAGAAAGCUUGUCACUGAGAGAAUGAGAAACUUGAUGAGUGUGUAUUCUAUAAUGUACAUAGGUAAGGGGAGGGGGGCAGGCACCCUAUGUUUGGAUAAAGGCUGCCAAUAUGUAAUUAUGCACAAAGAAAUGUAUCUAACGGUGCUACCAGCGAUAUAGUAGAUCUUGUUAAGUUUGCUUUCAAUGGAAUUGAGUUUUGUCACUCUAGAAAAUUGUGCUGUUGAAUUCUGUCUUCUUUUUGUCAUUGCCUUUUCAAGCAAUGACAUUGAGUUUGCUUCACUGUGUUAGGUUGCUGGUUUAUGAUUGACAAGAGAUGUUUGAUGAGGUCAAUACUCUUGAGCCUUGCAAUGCCUCGACACGUGUUUACAGCAAAUAGAUAGCUUUUUAAAUGUAAUUAAAAGUGUUUACUAUUACAGCUGGACAUAUUCCUUUGGAACAUGGCAUAUUUUGGAACAGUACAAAUCAUCUAGUUCUGUUACAGUUGCAGGUAGUACUGCACAUAAG
This is a messenger RNA of Branchiostoma floridae (Florida lancelet), 8511 nucleotides long. RefSeq names its product dedicator of cytokinesis protein 9-like. The coding region runs from base 1091 to 7846 and encodes 2251 amino acids. NCBI's taxonomy places the organism in Eukaryota, Metazoa, Chordata, Leptocardii, Amphioxiformes, Branchiostomatidae. Gene Ontology annotation, molecular function: guanyl-nucleotide exchange factor activity. The transcript has 63 exons. Gene Ontology annotation, biological process: small GTPase-mediated signal transduction; positive regulation of GTPase activity. The record is from RefSeq and is a predicted model, not a curated record.